This is a messenger RNA of Serpula lacrymans var. lacrymans S7.9, 440 nucleotides long. RefSeq lists its product as uncharacterized. Bases 15 to 419 code for a protein of 134 amino acids. The transcript has a single exon. NCBI's taxonomy places the organism in Eukaryota, Fungi, Basidiomycota, Agaricomycetes, Boletales, Serpulaceae. The record is from RefSeq and is a predicted model, not a curated record.
AAACUCCUACUGAGAUGUCGUCUAAACCUGACGACGCUCACCAAUCGUCUACAUCAGUAAAUAAUCUGCAAACCCAAGUUUCUUCCCUGCAAUUCGAGCUGUCGGAACUGCAGCGUCGUUACGACGCCCUUUUGGAAGCCAAAGAAAGAGCUGCGGCACGAUACAAACUGGAUUACAAGAAAUGGAGGGAUUUUAAAAGAUUGAUGUACGCGGAUGAUAAAGAAGAUAGAGCACGGCGUCCCCUUGACGCGCAUAAAGACUCUAGAGUGCAUGGAAAGCGUAAACGAUUUGAAGAAAUGGGACCUAAUGUAGAUGCGUUUGAGGAUGAAGAGGAUGAGGAUAGCAUGGAAUUGGAGAAGGUCUGCUCAUUUCUAUCUUUGUAUAAUCCAGGCUUCAUGAGAAUAUCCUUCAGCCCGUAGAUAAUGACGCUGUUUCGUUGG